Coniophora puteana RWD-64-598 SS2 is the source of this 744-nucleotide messenger RNA. RefSeq lists its product as uncharacterized. The transcript has 3 exons. The record is from RefSeq and is a predicted model, not a curated record. Bases 1 to 744 code for a protein of 247 amino acids. NCBI's taxonomy places the organism in Eukaryota, Fungi, Basidiomycota, Agaricomycetes, Boletales, Coniophoraceae.
AUGCCCCGUGCGCCUGUGGCUGCGUCCCGACUAUGCUCGUGUCGUUCGCAUGGAUGCGGGAGACAUUCCUCGGGAUCAAAGCCACAACAGCCUAGGACAUUCCGUCGACACCGAGAAGCUGACGAGCUCCUCUACGCCAAGGAAGGAGCUCGUCUAACAGCGGCUGAGGCCACAAAUGAACAUGUCCCGCACGUGGACGGAAGUGAACACGGGGAUACAUUCGACGCGGACGACUACGCAUAUGACAACGGAUUUGAGGCGCAUGACGAGGGCUUUUCGGAUGAGUUUCAGGAUGACCACGCCAAGGAAGACGGGGGUGAACCUUUGCAGCAUCGAGGUUAUGAGCAAAACCUUCUCUUCGGCGACAAUCAUAAUCCCACCCUUGACGAAGAUGACGAUACACCUCCCAGCGAUGACGAGUUCUUUACACGACUCGUGCGUGCUCGUACGCCUCCAGCUAGCCCUGAGGGCUCCGAAGACGAAGACGAAGAAGCAGCACAACCUGAAGAGAACCAAGAGAAUGAGGCACACGACCCUGCCCAGGACAAACUCGACAACACGUUCAAAAUAACCCUAGACGAACUCUACGAUUUUUCUGACGUGCAAGAUGUCCUUCAGCCCUACAACCACGAUGAACUCCCACAGGCUUUUGACGAUCAUCCCGCCAUUCGGAACGCGUACAUCCGUGCAUUUGUCCUAGUCGUCUGCGAAGGCAUAUGUCGCAUUACAACACCCCGAAGAUGA